Molecule: messenger RNA, 924 nt
Organism: Sorex fumeus (smoky shrew)
Lineage: Eukaryota; Metazoa; Chordata; Mammalia; Eulipotyphla; Soricidae
Gene: PPP1R42
Product: protein phosphatase 1 regulatory subunit 42
Exons: 7
Coding region: 1-924 (307 amino acids)
Molecular function (GO): protein binding
Source: RefSeq, a predicted model, not a curated record
AUGGUUCGGCUGACCUUGAAUCUAAUUGCCAAAAACAGCAAUCUUAAGCUCCGAAAAGAAGAAGCCACUUCACAAUACCUGAAGAAAAUAACUCAUAUAAAUUUUUCAGGAAAAAACAUAGAUGAAAUUGACAAUCUCUCUCUCUGCAAAAGUCUUAAUGUUUUAUAUUUGUAUGAUAACAAUAUCAGUCAAAUUUCUAACUUAAAUUAUGCUACAAAUCUGACUCACCUGUAUCUACAAAAUAAUUGUAUUUCAUGUAUCGACAACCUCCGGUCAUUGAAGAAACUGGAAAAAUUGUAUCUGGGAGGCAAUUACAUUGCUGUCUUAGAAGGUUUGGAAGGAUUAGAAGAACUGAGAGAGCUGCACAUUGAGAGUCAGAGGCUUCCCCUUGGAGAAAAGCUUCUUUUUGACCCAAGAACUCUUCAUUCUCUAGCAAAAUCCCUCUCUGUAUUGAAUAUCAGCAAUAAUAACAUUGAUGACAUAAAAGAUUUAGAAAUCCUGGAGAAUCUUAGUCAGCUCAUAGCAGUUGAUAACCAACUUCAGCAUGUGAAGGAUUUAGAGAUUUUACUGGAAAAGUUGGUGAAGAUGUGGAAAUUGGAUCUAAAAGGAAAUCCUGUUUGCAUCAAACAAAAAUACAGAGACAGAUUAAUAUUGGUGUCAAAAUCACUGGAAUUUCUGGAUGGAAAAGAAAUUAAAAAUAUGGAAAGACAAUUCCUAAUGAAUUGGAAAGCAUCCAAAGAUGCCAAAAAAAGCAGCAAGAAAAAGAAUGUUAAACCAAAGGAUACAAGCACCUCCUACUUAAGUAACUUGGAAACGACACAUCACACAGUACCUGGUUACUACCCACAGGUAGAUAAAUCAAAAUUAAUCUUUCUUUCUGAUGGACCAAGACACUCUGCAAAUGAAAAUUCAGAAAGAAGAUAA